AUGCAUGACGUUCGCGCCUUCAGCCAUCUUGAUACUGAAAAGUUGUCGCUUGAGGCGAACGACGACUACGAGAUGUCAAGAUGUGACAUGGUGCUGGACGAUGGGGGAGCUGGAAUACCUGGAACGCUCGGUAUCAUCGAGGUUGGCUGGAGCGCAGGGGCAAGACUCAAUCAAGAUUCCCAUGGUGCACGGAUGCAGCAGUGA
Molecule: messenger RNA, 204 nt
Organism: Peronospora matthiolae
Lineage: Eukaryota; Oomycota; Peronosporomycetes; Peronosporales; Peronosporaceae
Source: the annotation of a GenBank genome assembly